This is a messenger RNA of Tilletiopsis washingtonensis, 1224 nucleotides long. RefSeq lists its product as hypothetical. The record is from RefSeq and is a predicted model, not a curated record. Lineage: Eukaryota; Fungi; Basidiomycota; Exobasidiomycetes; Entylomatales. The transcript has 10 exons. Bases 1 to 1224 code for a protein of 407 amino acids.
AUGAGCUGCUACGACUCUCCCUCCACCUCCGACGAUGGCGGACACGGCGAUGCAGAGCAGACGCAAGGCAGCAUCGCUUCGCAGUGCGGCUGCUCCUUUGCGUGGAUCAGCCUCUUCUUCGGCGGUGUGCCUUCGAAGGGUGGCGACUUCUUCGCCUCGGUCAUCUUCUUUCUGGCUUUCACUGCACUUUUCCUCAUCGCCUCCUAUCGACUCUGGCACUGGGCAGCCGUCGACAAAUACGUCUUCAUGAAUCUGCUCCCACUCGUGCUCGCCUGCUUCAUCCUGCUCAUCAGCAUGGCUACACGUGUCUACGCCUCGAACAACACGCCUUCAACCUCGCACCUCCUCGCUUUGCAGCUCCUCUCUUUCCUGGCGCUGCCUCUCCUCGUCGAUCCCUGUCUGCAGCUCGUCGGCUUGCUCUCUCGCCGCGCACAGCCCGGCGGCUAUCUCGAUCUGGGCGCUGCCUUCUGCCGCACCAUGAACGGCGUCGGCCUGCUGCUGUACUGUGUUGCUGGGGCGGUGCAGAUCGUUUUCGUCAACAACUUGGAGCGCGGCGGAGGAUCCUGCGAUGCUGCCUCGCUCGCAACGUUACCCUUCGUGGCCGAUCUGCUGGUGCUCAUUGCACUCAUCUUCAGUCUGCUGCUUGUGAUUCUUGCGAGACUACGCAGCUAUCUCGAAGGCUUCAUCCUCAUCCACCUCGGCGUCAUCCAUCUCUUUCUGCUCACCGCGACCGUCGUCCGUCUCCUGCGCGACGUCUCGGCCGUGCAGAUCGCAGCGCGCGGAUGGGCACACUGGAGCCCUCCGAACGCAGCAACGCAGCUCGUUGCUCAAUGCUGGAGCGGCGCUCGCUCCAUCGAUUGGAGUGCUCUACGAGCGAUCCGAAGCGGCGCAGAUUCACCACUUGCGUUCUGGGUCUUCUGGGUGCUUUGCUUGCUGCUGGCAACGCUCUUCCUGCUCGCCGUCAACCUCCCAGCGUACACUUCCUCCUCUCCGCCUCCAGCUGCCAUGCCCGACUCGGCGCGCUAUCAACUCUGCUACGACACCUCUGGCGGAGCAGCAGCUUUCAAGCGCGUGGAGAACCCCGGCGCGCCAACGCUUCCGACGGGCGAGCCGCUGUACGAGCUCAUCCGCGGCGAUGAUGGCGAGUGGAACGUCCGGCAGGCCACUGCGCCGACCGUGGGUGGGCCGGGCAGCUACGCCACCUUCACGCCUUGGUACCGCUAG